AAUUGUUUUGACGCGGAACUAGUAUUUGUUGUCUAAUUUGAAAAUGAGAGCGAGAUGGCUGAAGGCGGGAGCGAUAUUUCUAACGUGGAUGAAGAAACCUUGUUUAAAGAAGAAUUUGCUCAUGUAGAAGAGCUUCUUAUAAGUAGCAGAGAAGAAUGCAUCGAACUAGGCUCUAAAUUUCAGGAUGUAAGCAUAAAAGUAGAAAGUAUGAUGCGGCUGCGGGAUGAUUCUUCAUCAGAUCAUUCUGUUUUAAGUGAGCAUUUUGAACAAGAUAAAGAAACUAGAAAUGAUUAUGAAGAACUCAAAAGCAAAUAUGAAUCCAGAAUGUCGGUCUAUAAGGAAAGUUCUGAGCAUCAAGCAAAGAUUGUUGAUGUUCUUCAAGAACGAGUUGAAGAAUAUCGCAUUCGUUGUGCUAAGUUAGAAGCAGCUUUGGCCGAGCAUUCGGCACAUGAAAAUAGUAUUCAUGAGACUGAUUCGCAUUCACAAAAUGUUCUGGCAAUGGACCUGGAAACAGCUUUGUUACAACUGGAGCAGGAAAAGAACAGGUGCCAAGGACUACAACAAAUAAAUACACUUCUUCAUGAACAACUAGAAAUAGCCACAGAAGUGAAUCAGACUCUUACAUCAGAUGUUCAGCGUCUUACCAAAGAAUGGCAGCAAGCUCGUUCUCAGCUAUUAGCCAAAGAAUCAGAAUGGCAGGAAGAGGAACAGUAUUUCAGUUUGUAUUAUACCAAAGAAAGCAAUAUCCUUUUAUCCUUGUUACGCCAAGUACUUGAUUUCAAACAUGAUUUUAGAAAUUUAAGAAGCCAUACUGAGAGAGAAUUGACUUCAUUCAAAGGCUGCAUUUGCCGCACUAUUCAAAAUGUUGCAGAUUUACAAGUUGCUGCUGUAAAUAGAAGCCAAAGAUUAAUUGGAGAUUCUGAAGUUGAUGCAGCUUUAAAAAUAGAUGAUUAUGAAAAGGCUCAAAAUGAAGUUCCAAGACUUCACCAAAGAAUAUCAGAAUUACUUGAUAAACAUGAAGAAUUCCAGAAACUUUUAGAAGAAAAAGAAAAGGCAAAUUCUGUUCUUAGUAAUAUAAUUGAAAAAAUUAAUGAUUCAGUCUCUCAGACUGUAAAGAAAGCACAGCCGUCUGUUAAAGAUUCUGAGCUUGAAAAUCUUCUUCGGCAGUAUUCUAAAACCAUAGAAGAUAUAUCUCAGGUUUUAUUAGAUGAUGGAAACACAGAGAUCUCUUCCCUUUUUACAAUUUUCCCUCUGCCAAGUUCUUCAGAAUUGGAGGGACCACAAAAUAUUCUAAAUACUAAUGUGUUGCCAUCUGCAGUUAAUGGUGUCAAAAAGGUGCUACAAAAAUAUCAUAAACAGCUAGAAGAGAGCAAUUCAAAACUCUCAUCAUUGAAUGAGCAAAAUAAUAUGCAGCAAAGAACUAUUGAAUUUCUAGAAGAUGAAAGACAAAAGAUGCAGCAACUGAACUCGCAACUUUCAUCUCAGUUUAAAUCUGUGAAUCAGAAAAUGCAAGACUUUUUAAAGGAACUGAAAACUUCUGAUGACAGUGCAAAUAAGCAUUCAUCUGCUUUGGAAACAGUCAUCAAGUCACUAAAUGCUCAAGUAGAAAAUUUGCAAACUGAAAGAGGCCACUUAAUUGUUCUUCAACAAGAACUGCAUUCAAAAAUAGAAAUUUUAUCCGAAGAAAAAAAGAUAUGGAAACAGUCAGAGUUAAAUUUUACUUCAGAUAUUAGUAAAAGUACUAGGAAAAUCUCAGAAUUGGAAUCAAAACUUGAAUCAUUGAGGAAAAGUUAUGAAACGUUACAAGAAAAGUACCAUGAAGUUAAUUUGGAUAAAGAACUUUUGAUAGAAGAAAAGAUGAAAUUUUCUGACAGUCUUUCUAAUUUGCGAAAUCAGUACCUUGAUUUACAAACUGGCUGGAACAUGCUCCGUGAUAAAGAAAGUGCUCUUCAGGACUCACUAGCUAGUUUGCAGACUGAUUGUGAAAGCCUUUCUCUGGAGAAAAAGGAUCUUACAGAUGCUUUAAAUAAGGCUUUAAGUGAGCUAGAAUCUGAAAAAUCUGCACAAACUGCUUUGAGAAUUGAACAUGAGAAAACAAAGAUGGAUCUAAAGCUUGAAAUUGAUAGACUCAAUGACAAAUACCUAGAAUUGGAAGCAGAGUGUGAUAAAUAUCGAAGGCAGUUAGAAUCCAUAGAAGAAUCUGAACAGGAUGCUGAAGAUGAAAAAAGUCAAAUUAAUAUCCGUAACAAUGAUCUAACCAAUCAAUUGACCAAGUUUUCUAGUCAAAAGAAAAGCAUUGAAUUGGAAUUGGAACAAAUUAGAAAUGAACUUAAACACCACACUGAAUUACUUGAGACAGCAAAUCAGGAAAAUAAUUCUUUGACUCGCAAGAAUUCUGAAUUAUCUGUUAAAUUGGACUCAAUGGAAAAUGAAGUCUCUCAAUUAAAUGAAGUCAUAUCAGCUUUGAAAGAAGAGAAGGUAAAUUUGGAAAAAUCCUUAUACAGUACUCAACAGCAGCUUUCAAAACUGCAAGAAGAAAAAUCUGAUGUUGUAAGGGAACUAGAUAUUCAACGGUCAUCAGUGUCUUCACUGCAAGCUCAAAUCAGAGAUUUGCAGGAACUUCAUGAAAAAUAUGUGGAUGAUGUUGCUAAGGAAAAGAAUGCUGCAUUUUUAAAAAUUCAACAGAUGGAGCAGGAAUAUCAAACUGCUUUAAAAAAUGAACGACAUCAGCAUAAUAUUGAUAUAGACUUAAUUACUAAAGAAAAGGAAGCAUUAAGAAAUAGAAUGGUUACAUCUAUUGAUGAACUAUUUGAGCGCCACCAGAAGCAACAAGAUGAAUUAUUGAACCAACACCAGGAAGAAGUUUCAUCUCUGAAAAGACAGAUAGCUUCACAUGAAAGAGAACACGAAGAAAAACUACUACUUCUGAAAAAUGAGAGCAAAAAAAUUCACAAUGAUUAUAAAGAACAAAUUUCCAAUCUGGCACGCACCAUCGAGAAUCUCAAAACGAAACUGGAAGAAAGUGAAGCAUCAUAUAAUGUUCUUAAACAGAAAUUUGAUAAAGCUGAAUACGAACAUCAAAUACUGGUUGAAGAAAAUGCUGAUAUCAUGAAAAGAUUGAAAGAUGAUAUGAAUAAUUUGAGUGUGGAACAUUCAAAAGAAAUAAGAAAGCUAGAAGAGAAAAUGGAUGCACUGAAGCAGGAAAAAGAAUCUCUACUUAAAGAAAUCCAAACCUUGGAACUUCAAGUAAACAGUUUAGAAUCUGAAAAAAGUAAAAUAGCCAAAGAAAUGGAUGAACGGAACUCAUAUUAUGAAAGUGAAAAGAGUUCAAAGACCAUAUUAGAAGACAAAAUUUCAUUAAUUCAAAAUCAAUUGAAAGAUGAGCAGUCUUUGAAUGCUGUAAUCAACAAAUCUUUAGAGGAUUGUAAAAAUCGAUUAAAAGCUGCUCAAAAUGAAAAUAGUGAACUCAGGAAGCAAAUUGAAGAUAUUCAGCAAAAGUUAAGUGAAAAAGAUAUUUCAACAGCUAAAUUGCAAUCUCAAAACAAGGAGUUAAAAAGUACUUUGCGGGAAGUUGAGAAAUCUCGCCAAGAUACAAAACGGGAAGUUCAUAAUCUGAAAAGAAAUAUUUUAAGCCUUGAAAAAUCCGUUACUACCAAAGAAGAUGAAAUUAACGAGUUAAACAUGUUGCACAAAAGGGAAGAAGAAAUUCAGGAAGCACUGAAGAAAGAAAUUGUACAGUUAAAGCAAAGAGUUAUGGAAUCCACUGCUUCCAGUGAAGCAAUUUCAAAAGAACUUUCUGCUUCAAAAUUAAAAUUAGCUGAUUUAGAACAGAAAUACAGAAUGCAGCAAGAACAGCAUCAGUCCCUGUUACAUGAAUGUUUGUCAAGUGAACAAAACUUUUCAGAGCAUCGAGUCAAUUUGGAAAGAUCAGUGGCUGAAGCUUCCCGUGAUAUUCAGAAUUUGCGUUCUGCCCUGAACUUUGAAGAGGGGAAAGUUCUUGCUCUUGAAUCAAAAGUCGUUAAAUUAGAUGGUGCCAAGCGUGAAGUAGAAAGCAAGUUGUACUCUAUGUGCCUCUUCCUUAGAUCUAUCUUAGGACUGGGCUCUGAUAGUGGAUUUAUGAGUGUCAGUUCUAAUUUGCCAUCAACUCCUGGUCCUUCUCGUGGUACAUCUACAGAAAAACUUACUGAAGUGACUCGCUCAUCUGUGCGAGAGAGCCCUCAUCGACUUAAUUUGUCAAAGAGCAAUUAUCCUGCUCAGUUUAGUCUUUCUGAUCUUGACAUUGAUUUGUUGAAAUCUUCUUUGAAGGAUUUGAUACAUAAGUUUAAUGCUGUGGAAAAAGAACGAGAUGAACUGAAAGAUGUUGUUGCAAAACUACAGAGAGAAACUGAUGAACUGAAAGGAGAGCACAGUCAGUGUAUAUCAAAAAUGUAUCAGCUCAGAAGAGAUUUAGAGGAUAAGAAAAAUGUUGAGAAGGAUUUAGCAACAAAAAUAGCAAACAUUCAUCAUUGUGAGGAAGUCAUAAGAACACUUGAACGAGAGAAAAGGAGGCUUACGGAAAAGCUGGGCAGUGAGGAAUUUUUCGCUUCUUCUAGUAAUAAAGAAAAAGAAAAUCUUUUAGAUAAAAUAUCUGAAUUAAAAAAUAUUGAAUUGAAACUCCAUGAGCAGAUUGCAUCCUUAAAAUCUGCCAAAGAUGCAGCCGAAAUGAGAGCUUCCAAAUGUAUACAAAGGUUUCAGUCACUUGAAGCUGAAAUUGAACAGGCUAGGGAAAUUCUGGGUAGCAAAGAUCGUGAAAUAAAGGCACUGGAACAAAAGUUAGAUUCUGCUAGUAGAAAGUUAAAGUCAGCUGAAUCUCAAACUAAAUCUCUGGAAUUAACUGUUGACCAUUUAAGUAAUGAAGUUAAAAAAUAUUCAAAAAAUGAAGAAUUUUUAACAGAAAAGGUAAGAAUUUUGAGCUCUUCUUUGUCACAAACAUCAUCUUCACAGCAAAAUCUGUACGAAGAAUUAGAGAAAAAGCAGAAGGAGAGUUUAAAAAAUCAAACUGAGUUAUUCAAAGUACAGCAAAUAAAUGAGCAACUAAGGUCUUCAGUAAACGAAUAUAAACUAAAGAAUGAAGUCCUUCGAACUGAAGUAGAAGAACUCAGAAAAAGCCUUAUGCAGGCAGAAACUACCAUCCAAGAACAGUCGGAACAAAUUAGAAAAAUGCAAAAUCAUCUACUUUCAAGUGAAAAUACUGAGAAGAAUGCUUCACAACAAAUUGAAGGACUACAGAAGCAAAAGGACAUCCUUGAUGAAAAAGUAAGGACUCUGAGUUCUUCUUUACGAAUAACAAAGGAAGAACUAGAAGAAAAAGAAGAACUUAAUAACCAGAUGGAGAAAGAAUUAAACAGUUUAAAAAAGACUCUAGAUAAGAUGGAAAAAGAGAAAAUUAGGAAUAGUGAAAUGUCAGCUAAGUCAAUUAUAGAAAGAAGUUCUUUUGGCAAAUCCCUGAGGCAGUUAGAAAUAGAGAAUCAGACUCUUCAACAAAGAGUGCAGAAUCUUCAGGCUCAAUUAACUGAGCUAGAAGAACGCCAUUCACAAAGAAUGAAGGAUUUUUUGAAAAGCCAAACUUCUGAGUCAAAAUUGGAGGAAAGUAGACUAAGGACUGCCUUAAAGCAAACAGAACGACAGAUGGAAGAGAAAGAAAAGGUCCUUCGUCGAAAAAUUCUUGGCUUGGAAAAGCAGAUUAGUGUUUUGAAAAAUCAUCUAGAAAAUGAGCAAAAAAGGUGGCAACAAUAUCAUCAACGUUCUUUAUCAGCAAGUGCCAAUAUUAAUUUCUUACAUUCUGUGAUUAGCAGUUCUCUGCAAACUGUAUCGGAUGAUCCUCAAAAGCUACUACAUGAGGCAGAAAGACUUGAUCAUACUACAGAAGCUGAACUAAGUGCCUCUCCUGGCAUUUCUAUAAUGACUCCGUCCAAGCUUCAACGUUCCGGUUCAUAUACACAAAAGACAUCUACGCCAAAGAUUAAACGAAAACUUGAUAUGUCUUCAAAGUCAUAGCAUCAGUUUUUAUGUAUAUUUUAUAGUAUAUGAAUUGUGAUACAAAAAAGAUCAUACAUGCUUUGUAGUUGAUGAUUUAUUUUAACCUGUUCCUCAAGUGUAUUUUAUUAGACUAUUUUUUUAUAUCAGUGAAAGCUGCUAGUUCAUGUUUUAUUAUCGCAACUUAGUGAAGUUUUUGAUAAUUAUCUAUAGCUGAAUAUGUUACUCUGAUUUUUAUUUGGUAGCAGCUUGUUAUGUUAGAUUAAGUUUGUCUUUAUUAGAAAACUUGUGGAAUAAAUAUUAUUUUUUAAACCUCCAGAUAAAUAAAUAUAUGUGUAACAUUGUCUUAUGAAAAGAACUGAUUAUUUUAAGAAUUGAUAAUAUAUGCAUGUAUAUUAUUCAAUUUUAGGACACUUUUAACUUUUUUUUACUUUCAAAAAACUCUUAUAACCCUUAUGUAUUUAUAAAUUUUAUUUAUUGAAUUCAAAUAGUUUUUUAAUAUAUAUUAUCAAUGUAUGUUUUGUCUCCUUUUUAAUAAUUAUAAUGCUUAAUUAUUACUUAAUUAAUGCAUAGUUUAUACAAAAUGCAAUUUUCUUAGCUAUAUUUUCAAAUAUUUGGAAUUUACCAUUUAAAUUUUUUUUGAAUAUUGUUAGCAUAUUUUUGUUAUAGCUUUCAUUGUUGAAAUCUUACUAUAUCAAAAUAUUUCAAAGAGGAGGUUGAUUUAUUCUGUCUUUAGUGGAGGGGGGGGGGGCAUUUAUUAUUGUUUUAAUGACUUGUUUUUCUCUUGUUAGAGGAAAAAGUUAAGUCAUAUCGCUGUGACUGAAUACGGUGGCAAAAAUUUAAUUAUUAUUUUGCAUGUUUACAUUCUUUUAUUUCAGCUUUGUUUUGCUGUCACAUGUUUUUUUUAGAGCAAAAAUUCAAAAUGCUUGUUAUUUGAAUAUUUGUAUCAGUAAAGACAAUUUGAAGUAUUCUAACAAAUACUACUACCUCAUUUCUUGUUUUAAAGUUAGUUUGUUACUUUUAUUAACCAUAAAUAGUUGUAUCAUACUCUAGCAUUUUGAUAUUCACUUUUCAUAUUUACUUAUUGUUUUCUUUUCUGACCAUCAGUUAUCAGAAUACUUACAUUUUGGUCAAGUGUGUAGUUUUAAUUCUAUUUUCUUUACAAGCUUUUAAAAGUGAUAAUUGAAGGCUAUCCAUAUAAAAUGCAACCGGAGCUACAAAUGUGCACACUUAUAAAAGAGUCACCAAGUGACACGAAAUUUGGUGCAUGGAAUUCUCAUUUGAUUUGUUGAAUACUCUUUUUCCCACCAAACAACAUGAAACCAAUAAUCUUCUUUUCAGUGUGAAAAAGCAAUAUGAAACACAAAUAUGCGUCUUUAUUCUGAAAGCUUUUUACCCCUUUCAGACUCUUUAAACUUUAUCUUCUUUCUUUAUGGUUACAUGAAAGGUUUUAUUUAAUAAAAAUAAAAAAUUGGAUUAAUGUCUUUUUGAUGUUAUUUUUUAUUCCAAUUAAAUCAAAAAAGAAUAUGGUUUCCAUAAUUAGUACACAUCAUACAGAGUAUACUAUGACACAUAAGCAUUAAAGUUAAAGUAAAAUGUUUAUCAGUAAAUUAUUCAAUAUACUUAAUUUUUUUACUUGGAUUGAUUCUACUAAAACAUUCCACCUGUUCUGUUAUACUUUCUAGUAAUAGACUGGCUUUUUAGAAUUUUUUUUGUCUUAACUAGUUUAUAUACUGUUAGCAAGACUGAUAUCAAUUAGCCAAUAAUAAGUAUAAUUAAUUAGAUAAAUAAUUUCUGGGUUUAAAAACUGAAAAUAUAAAUAUCUUUAGUGAAAUUUAAAUUUCCAGUUGUUAAAAAUAAAAUCUAUAGUAUAAAAUUUUUGAUAUAUUCUUUUCACUUAGUGACCUCUAAGCUAUGGAUCUGGGCAUUGUUCUGAUGGAUAAUUAUGACUCUUUUAAUCUUUGAAAAAUCGUUUGAAGACAUCAUUCGUUCAAUUCUGGUGCUAAAAAAAUAUUCCAUAGCAUAAUCCAUAAAAUAAAAUUUUGUAGUGAUGUCAACUGCGGUCAGUUUUGAAAUAUAAUAUAGAAACUUUUUUUUAAUGUAUUUCUGCGAACUUUAAGAUCUACUGUUGGGUUACGUUAUAAAUUGAUGAGUCUGUAAGUUGUAUAGGUGUUAGUAAACAUACUUAAAAUCAUAUAAUUAGUUAAUCUUAAGUAAUAUUCCCUUAAAGGCUGCCUACAUUUUUUUUAGUUGCAUUUCAAGUUAAAUUUCUUUAUUUUAGUAUUUAUUUUCAUAACAUUUCUUUUUCCUUAUUUAUAUUUGCCACUUGGGGAUUGCCUCAGAGGUAUACUGCAUGUUCAGUAUAACCUUUUGUGGAAUUGGAUGUAUACAGUUUAGGAAAGGCAUUUAUUUGUAUUACCAUGAUAUGUUAUUCAUUAUAACUAAUAUUGAUUUGAGUAAUUUGUUGAAAAAUGAUUAAAUCAAUUCAUACAUAUCACAAUCUUUACCUUGUAAAAAUGUAAUGUCUACGCAGUGUAUUAUGUCUUGUGCCUUGUUCUUACAUAUCUGCCUUCACUCUGUGUGCCUUAGAAAGAUAAGUAGUUUUUAUCCUUUUAUCAUGUCUUGACAUUUUAUGAAUGUGCUUUUAUCAUUUUCAUAAAAUGAUGUAAUUAUGUGAUAAAUACUUUAGUAAAAUUGUUUAGAUUUUAUAAACUUUAAACAUGACAGCAUUCCUAUUUUAUUUGCUUCACAUUAUUACUGGAAGAUAUAUUUUAUGAAAUGGUCUAUGGGAAACGCACACAUAGAAUGUUUGUAAAAAAUCUUUUAAAAUCAUUUCAUCAUUCCAAAGCAAACUUCUUUAUUUCUUUUUCAUUUUUUUUAUGCUCUCAUUCCAUGUGCUUUAGAGAAAUAGUUUAUUGUUAAUACUUUUAAUGUAUAAAUAAUGUGAUGAAGCUAUAUUUCUGCAUGUUGA
Molecule: messenger RNA, 8986 nt
Organism: Argiope bruennichi
Lineage: Eukaryota; Metazoa; Arthropoda; Arachnida; Araneae; Araneidae
Product: rootletin-like
Exons: 35
Coding region: 55-6036 (1993 amino acids)
Source: RefSeq, a predicted model, not a curated record